UUGGAAUCCGAUGCAUUGAAACCAAAAUGCCUCCCAGAAUACAUCUCGUCCGGCACGCACAGGGUUACCAUAACCUCGGCAGCGAGUACUGGAAUAUUCCCGACCCGCUGUUGACGGAGCAUGGGAAGCAGCAGUGCUUAGAGCUUCGGCAGAGAUUUGCUGGGAAGUUGUCCGUGGAGUUGGUGGUUACUUCGCCACUGCGUCGGGCGAUUUAUACCGGGCUGGAGGCGUUCUAUUCUGACUUGGACGAGUCGAGGGCGAAGAUACUUGCCUUGCCGGAUCUGCAGGAACUCAGUAGCUUUCCUUGUGAUAUUGGGAGCAGUGUGGAUGAUCUACGAGUCGAGAUGGAGGGAAAGGGAUUGCCGGUGGAUCUGAGCUUGGUGGGUGAGACAUGGAGGGAAAAGAUGGGACGGUUUGCACCCACGCGAGAAAAGAUUUCCGCGCGCUGUGACGAUCUGCGACAGUGGCUGCAUGCACGGCCGGAGAAAGAAAUCGUGGUGGUCUCACACGGCGGGUUGUUGCAUUUCUUGACCGAGGACUGGGAGGAUGGAUGCACGUUUGAGGGAACCGGCUGGCAUAAUGCUGAACUCCGUACAUACCAGUUCACCGCGGAAAUACAACUGCAGGAGACCCUGGAAUCCCGCCGGCGGCGCGGAAAACUGGGCAGAGCUCCCCCCGCGCAGCAGGCAUUGCGGGAUCGGGUGUUGCAGGGAUGGGCUCAGCAGGGAUAUCCGAUUCUUUCCGAGAACCCCAAACUGUAACUAAUCGCUACCCCACUUAAUUUUC
This is a messenger RNA of Aspergillus ibericus CBS 121593, 786 nucleotides long. RefSeq names its product histidine phosphatase family protein. NCBI's taxonomy places the organism in Eukaryota, Fungi, Ascomycota, Eurotiomycetes, Eurotiales, Aspergillaceae. The record is from RefSeq and is a predicted model, not a curated record. Bases 27 to 761 code for a protein of 244 amino acids. The transcript is spliced from 4 exons. Gene Ontology annotation, molecular function: phosphatase activity. Gene Ontology annotation, cellular component: cytoplasm.